Messenger RNA from Ruditapes philippinarum (Manila clam), 2445 nucleotides. Its product is annotated as BAG family molecular chaperone regulator 3-like. The transcript is spliced from 2 exons. Gene Ontology annotation, cellular component: cytoplasm; membrane; nucleus. Gene Ontology annotation, molecular function: protein-folding chaperone binding; adenyl-nucleotide exchange factor activity. The coding region runs from base 52 to 1482 and encodes 476 amino acids. NCBI's taxonomy places the organism in Eukaryota, Metazoa, Mollusca, Bivalvia, Venerida, Veneridae. Gene Ontology annotation, biological process: protein stabilization. The record is from RefSeq and is a predicted model, not a curated record.
ACUAAUGUUACUAAAAAUAGAGUGCUUCGAGAAAAUAAAUACACGGGCAGGAUGGCUGGUCGACCAAUGUAUCCAUUUGCAAGCAAUCCGAAUCAAAAUCAAGGAAUAUUACCACCUGGUUGGGAAAUGAUUUUCGAUCAUCGAACUGGUUGGCCUUACUUUGUAGACCACAACACGCAUACGACGACUUGGGAAGAUCCGAGAGUGAACAUUUUACAGAAGAAUAAUUACACUCCUCAAGGACUUGGAGAAGGGUCUAAUCAUCAAAGGAUGAAAGAAAUUCCAAUAAUGCAUGAGCAGUCUAGACCUGCAUUUCAGCAGUCACAGUUUCCACAUGUAUCAACCCCACCAAGAUCGGGAACACCACCUCAUGUAGGGACUCCACCUAGUAAUCGAACUGAUAGCCCUCCAAGAUUUUACACAUUGCCCAGGAACCAUAGGGAGAGGGCACAUGCUGAGACUGUGCGUGAAAUUCCUAUUCAACAUUUUUCGUCCAAUUCUUCACAUUCAGGUCGGGGCGAUAACUCUCAUCCUAGACCAGACUACCCGGGAGCACCUAUGCCCCAACCACAACAGACAAUGCCUCAGCAGCCUCAAAACUUUACUAGUCAUGCAACAGCGCAGGGUCAUCAGGCAAAUAGUAUGCCGCAGCCCAUGACACAGGGGUACCCAUAUCCUCAAAAUGUUAUGGGACAGACCCCUGCAAUGCAAUCUCAGCCACGUCAAAUGGCACCACCUCCACAGAUGCCACAUCAGCCAAUGCCACACCCUCAACAGCCAGUGCCACAUCCACAGCAACCACAGUAUCCUCCGUCUGAAAGGAAAGAAGGUGUGUACAAUAUACCUAUUGUUCAUGAGAACCAGACAGACAGGCACCCAAAACCACACUCAGAAAGGAAUUUUCCUUCUCAGCAAGAUAACGGUACUUCAACUCAAAAACCUGUAGAAAAUCACCAAGCUGAGCAAAGUAAAAAACAGACUGAUUAUGAUCAAAUGGACAGUGCUCCAUCUGGGCAUACUCAAAAUAUUCAAAAGGAGGAAUCAAGAAGUAGGUCAAAUACACCUACAAAAGAACAGAAAAAAGUCAGAACUCCCCUGGAUAUCAUCAAUGAUAUACUUACAGAAUGUCAGCAAUACAAAGAUAGAGUUAACAACUUUAAAGGUUCGAAAAAAGACAAGGAAUACAAGUUGCUCGAGGAAAUGUUGACUAGAAGUUUAUUGAAACUGGACGGUGUAGAAUCUGGACAGGAUUUAAAUAUUCGUCAAGCAAGGAAAGGGGCAGUGCGUGAAAUCCAGUCAUAUUUGGAUCAACUUGAACUUACAGCUUUCAGUGAAGAAAUGCCCAGUAGUACUGGUGACUAUUCUGAUAGUGCUAAUAGUGGACCAGAAAAGAUGGAGGAGAGUAGUGCAGAGGAAACCAAAGAAGAGAAAGAUAAUCGUGAAGUGAAAGAAAUGGUUUUAGAUAGUGAAGUUUCAUGCUGAUAUUAGAUGUAAGGAGAAUUAACAUUAAAUUACAACUUGUUUGUGAACUUUCGAAGAUUUUAAAGUACACAUUCUAGGAUAGGAUAGUUAUUUCUAAAGUGCAUUUGUAAUAAAAAAUAAAGCUUAAAGACACCCAGUCAAUGAAAAUAUUUCAUCUUCCAACAUGAAGGUGAAGAAAAAAAAAUUGGUUAUAUUUAAGAACUGGUUGUGAUUUUUUUAUAAGUUUAUUUUAAACCAGAGUGGAAGAACUGUGAUACUUUUGAAUUAAAGUUUUAAAAGUGUAUUAGUCAAAUUUCAUGUAUUUUAGAAUAAAUUAUAAGAUUUUUUUGUUUUUUGUUUAAAGAUUGUUACUUAAAGCAAAUAUUUUGUUUCUCAAGCUGAUUUUAUUAUAUAAAUUAUUUUGAGUUUGGUUUAGAUAGAUAAUAGUGUCUAUUCUAGGACAUCAUUGUUGCAAUUCUUGUUUGAAACUUUGAUUCUAGUCUUAAUUUAUGUUUUUCUUGUAAAGUUUUUUUAUCAAAAGAAAAGAAAUUUUUUGGCAAUCUAUGUAUGUGAGUAUAAUUCUUUGAAUAAUAUUUUCGUUCAUGCAGAUGAUAUAUCAAAUGGUAAUAAUAGUAAAUAAAGAUGAUAAUACACUGCUAAGUUAAACAUCCUUAAGUAAUACAAGUAUACAGCAUGGUCAAAGAAAGAGUUUUGCAUUAUCACACUUAAAUAUGAAAAUUUCCAGCAUAAAAUUUUUCUGUAGAUAAAUUUUAUUACAGUAUUGAAUCCUAGAAUAGACAUCGACAAAGGCAGACUUGAUCUUUAGUGCAAUGUUUUUUUAUUUUAUGGCUUUGAGGUUUUGACUGAAAGUCUAGGUGGACUCAACAGAACUUUGUAGCUUGUAUAAAUUUGUAUUUUAUGCAUACUUGUUAAUGUAUAUAGCAAAAGAUAUUUAUUAAAUUUUUUUCAAUUUUGCUGAUGAAA